ACGCAGGCGGGGGGGCCAGGCGCUGGGCUGCGGGCCAGGCGGAGCUUUCCCUCGCCCCCUCUCCUCUGCUGGAGCAGGGCCGCCCCAUCGUGUCCGUGAGACUGGGACCCCUCCAGCCCCCUCCCUCGGGCUGUAUCGCCCAGGCCGCGGCAGGACACGCCUCCUCUUGCCGGCGGGAUUCAGCCCUGCCUGGAGGCGCUCUAGGGAAGAGAGGAGGACGCUUUCUCCGGGCCCUAGUCCAUCGUCUGCCUCUCCGAUGAAGCUGCCAGCUCCAAGGCCUGGGUGCUGAUGCUCGUUCUGUUGACCACGUUUGUUCAAUAAGAGUUGCACUGGAACAUAGGCUUUAGGGGUAGAAAGCCCAAUAGCCUCACCCAGCCAGUUCCCCCAGCCUGGGGCUGCACGGGAACUUGUACCUUAAGGGGAAAAUCCCCUGUAGCCCAUGUCCCUCCACUACCUCUGCUAAGGUGCUCAUCUUUUCCCACUGCAGGAAGCACUGGCCAAUCUCCCUGCCUUUGUCUCGGAAAUGGAGCCUCUGACCUCUUUUCCAGCAGGGGGUGAAUGGUAAUCCUAGCUCUGGAGUUCAGGGUAUCCUAACCUUAAUCUGAGUCUGCACAGUUGUCACUGAGGCAGAUUCAGUCCUGGCUGCUCAGUUUCCCUCUCUCUAGGUAGCCUGGAUGGGACCAUCAAAAGUGCAGCAGCUGGGAACCAAGAAACAAGCAGGUGGGACAGGCUCUCGUGCUAUUAGCCUGAGUCACCACUGAGAUACUGUCCACCAGCUACAAAGAGUCAGUGUUUCAUGUUGCCAGAUGUUAUUCCAGGGGACCCGAGCAUUGGUUUCUUUCUCCCUCUGCUCUUAAGGCUCCUGUACGUGGAAGUUCAGGAAACUUUCUGAUUCCAUCCCAUGUGAGAAGUGUUUGUAUCUUGAAGUCCCGGGAGCUGACUGGAUUCACAGAUCUCAGUGCUGGAGCCCUCUCUGCCUCACCUGUCAAGGAGCUGGGAAUGACUUGCCACAUCUCCAGGCAUGGACACUACCUGGGGCUCAUUUAAUUCUCUUUUCAACAUGAGCUAUAUUGCCAAAUUCUCUGAUCUUUCUGGUUUAUCUCUGACACUGUUAUAUACCCAUGACUGGGCUAGAUCUGUGGCCUACAACUGCCUUUAAGUGGGAAAUCGUGCCUCUCAUGCUUCUGGAUCACUGUUUUCUAGCUCUCUCAGGUUCUGGUGCGCUUCUAGAUCUCCCUUUGUCCAGAUUUUUUGUGAUUCUAGAUACUUCCUUGUUGAAGAUUUUACAUAUUGUUUCAUGAUAGCUCUGCCAUGCGUCUGGCUACUCUCCUUGCCUUCCUGCGGCCUGCUCUGCCACUCAUCCUGGGCCUCUCCUUGGGAUGCAGUCUAAGUCUACUGCGUGUCUCCUGGAUCCAGAGUGAUGGGGAGGAUCCUUGCAUGGACACAGGGGUAAAUAAUGGGCUGUUUGCAGGGAAAAUGAAGCAGGACUCUGUUGCUGGAGGAAGGUCAAGCCAGAAUGAUGAAGACUUCAAACCCAGGAUUGUUCCCUACUACCGAGACCCCAACAAGCCUUACAAGAAAGUGCUCAGGACUCGCUAUAUCCAGACAGAGCUGGGUUUCCAUGAACGACUCUUUGUGGCUGUGCUCACCUCCAAGGCAACCAUGAACACACUGGCUGUGGCAGUGAACAAGACAGUGGCCCAUCACUUCCCAAACUUGCUGUACUUUACGGGGUUGCGCAGUGCCAAGGUGCCCCAUGGUAUGGCGCUGGUGUCACAUGGGGACGAACGCCCAGUCUGGCUGAUGUAUGAGACCAUACGCUACAUCCAUCAGCACUUUGGGGGUGACUAUGACUGGUUCUAUGUCAUGCAGGAUGACACCUACGCCCAGGCCGAGCAGAUCAAGGCCCUGGUGACACACCUAAGCAUUAAUCAGGAUGUUUACCUGGGACGGGCUGAGGAGUUCAUUGGGGGGGAUGAACAGGCCCGCUACUGCCAUGGUGGCUUUGGCUACUUGGUUUCCCGGAGCCUGCUGCUUAAGUUGCAUCGGCAUCUGGACAGCUGCCGUAAUGAGAUUCUCAGUGUGCGCCCAGAUGAGUGGCUGGGACGCUGCAUCAUCGACUUCCUGGGCAUCAGCUGCGUCUCCCAGCACCAGGGCCAGCAUUACUACUCCUAUGAACUGGCCAAAAAUGCAGACCUAGAGAAGGAGGAGGGUGAGGACUUCCAGGUGGCGCUGACUGUGCACCCUGUCUCUGAGAGGACCCUCAUGUACCGACUGCACAAGCAUUUCAGCAGGAUCCAGCUGGACAGAGCCUACCAGGAGAUCCAGCAACUCCAGAUGCAGAUCAGGAACCUGACAUCGCUGACACCAGCCCGCGAGGGUGGGCUGACAUGGCCUAUAGGCAUCAAUGCUCCCUUUGUCCCCAAAUCCCGCUUCGAGGUGAUCAGUUGGGACUACUUCACAGAGCAGCACCUCUUCUCCUGCCCUGAUGGCUCCCCCAAAUGUGAGCUGGCUGGAGCCAGCAAGGCCGAUGUUAGUGACAUCAUUGAGGCAGCACUCCAGCAGCUCAACAGCCGCUACCAGCCCCAGCUUCGUUUCUACAAGCAACAAUUGUUGAAUGGCUACCGGCGCUUUGACCCCACACGGGGCAUGGAGUACAUGCUGGACCUCUUGCUGGAGGCUGUAACCCAGAAGGGCCACAGCCAUGUUCUGGCUAAGCGAGUGAGUCUAGUGCGGCCCCUCAGCAAGGUGGAGAUCAUCCCCAUGCCCUAUGUGACAGAGGCUACACGUGUGCAGCUGGUGCUGCCCCUGACGGUGCAGGAGCUGGACUUUGUCAGCAACUUCCUAGACAUGUUUGCAAUGAACACGCUGGAUACACAUGACAAUGCCCUGCUGACCCUGCUCUUCAUCUACCAGCCUUAUGAUGCUCAGCGGGUCAGCCAGCUGGAUGUCUUUGCUGGAGUCAAAGCUAUGGUGGGAGAGCUGGAAAAACGCUAUGCAGAGGUGAAAAUCCCCUGGAUCAGUGUCAAAACCGAGGUGCCAUCCCAGGUGAAGCUCAUGGACAUAGUGUCGAAGAAGCACCCUGUGGACACUCUCUUCUUCUUGGCCAGUGUUUGGACAGAGGUUAACACAGAGUUCCUGAAUCGCUGCCGCAUGAACACCAUCAGCAACUGGCAGGUCUUCUUCCCAAUGCACUUCCAGGAGUUCAACCCAGUGCUGAUGUACCAUGGUGAGCAGGCCUCCUCCUCUUCCAGCACCGACUUCCUGAGGGAUGGGCACUUUGACCGUCACGCCUUUGCUGAGGCUUGCUUCUAUAACUCUGACUACAUGGCAGCACGCACCAAGCUGGCGGCUGACAUUCUGGACCGGGACGAAGUCCUGGAGAGCAUGGAAGUAUUUGAUGUCUUCCUUCGCUACUCUAGCCUGCACUUGUUCCGGGCUGUGGAGCCAGGGCUGGUGCAGAAAUAUAUGCUGAGGAGCUGCAACCCCCGGCUGAGCGAGGAACUGUAUCACCGCUGUGUGCUCAGUAACCUGGAGGGGCUCUCCUCCCGCUCGCACCUGGCCAUGGCCCUCUUUGAGCAGGAACAGGCCAAUAGCACCUGAAGGACCCAAAGCUACCAGUGGUUCCCCAGCACCUUAAUACUUGCACCUUCCACCCCUCUUCCCAGCCCCAGUCCUGCCCUGGGAAAGAUGGGUGCAUGAGGCCUAGGGGCUGGCAGGGCAAUUGGAAAAUUUGGUUUAAUAGGAAAAGCGAUUAAAGUUUCUUCCCAUGCAAAUUAA
Molecule: messenger RNA, 3780 nt
Organism: Chelonoidis abingdonii (Abingdon island giant tortoise)
Lineage: Eukaryota; Metazoa; Chordata; Testudines; Testudinidae
Gene: CHPF2
Product: chondroitin polymerizing factor 2
Cellular component (GO): Golgi cisterna membrane
Molecular function (GO): glucuronosyl-N-acetylgalactosaminyl-proteoglycan 4-beta-N-acetylgalactosaminyltransferase activity
Source: RefSeq, a predicted model, not a curated record